Molecule: messenger RNA, 981 nt
Organism: Lecanosticta acicola
Lineage: Eukaryota; Fungi; Ascomycota; Dothideomycetes; Mycosphaerellales; Mycosphaerellaceae
Source: the annotation of a GenBank genome assembly
AUGGAAGAAUUGGUGCAGGAAUCUCUCAAACAGGUCCAAGAGAAGGCCAGAGGUACAGUCCCGUGGAAACCGGACGAGGUCUGGAGUCAGGACUGCAAUAUCUGGAAAGGAAACGAAUGGACUUCGGUCAAGUCAACGACAGGAGGAGGGAAGCCGCUAUCAGUUUUGGCUCUUUAUUCCUGGAAUAUCGAUUUCAUGCUACCCUACGCCGACUCGAGGAUGAACAAAGCGCUCGACCACCUUCGAGGCCUCAUAUCACAAGAGCACGAAGCCACGGCCAAAGUCGUCUUUCUGCAAGAAUGCGUCUUCUCCGAUAUCAAACUCCUGACUUCUCAUUCCUGGAUUCGCGAAACAUUCGUGCUGAGUGAUGUGGAUGUUUUGAACUGGCAGUCAGGUCACUAUGGGACCGUCACCCUGAUUGACCGCCGGCUGCCGAUUAGUUCCGUCUUUCGGGUGCAUUACGCAGCGACGCGAAUGGAGAGGGAUGGCUUGUUCGUAGAUGUCAAGCUCAAUGACAAGACCGUUCGACUUUGCAAUACACAUCUGGAGAGCUUGGCUCUGGAGCCGCCGUAUAGAAUCCCACAAAUGAAGCUGUGCGCAGAGUACAUGCGUGCGUCACAUAUCCACGGCGCGAUCGCAGCAGGCGACUUCAAUGCUAUCCAGGGUUUUGAUAAGGCUCUCCAUUCAGAUAAUGGACUGAAGGAUGCGUACCUCGAGCGCGGUGGCAAGGAGGAUGAUCUGGAAGGUCACACAUGGGGCCAGCAAGCAGCCACAAAGCUGCGAGAGCAGUUUGGGACUACUCGGAUGGACAAGGUAUUCUUCUGCGGCGGGCUAGAUGUGGCGUCGUACGAUAAAUUUGGUGCCGAUGUAUGUGUCGAUGAGGCCCCGGAGCAGGAGCUUAUCGUUAAGCUGGGGUUUGACAAGCCCUGGAUAACGGACCAUCUGGGUGUCAAGGCCGUCUUCAGAGUUCUAGGCUCUUGA